AUGCCUACCAUUAAUCUAGCGUCUUAUGUGGAUGAUGUGGACGAUUUAACGCCCUCUAGGAAAAGACUGAAGAUCAAGCCUGUCGACUACGAUGUAUUUAAGCCCGGCAGCAUUGUCAAGAUACGGCUUGAGAACUUUGUGACUUACAAUUAUACCGAGUUCAACCUUUCGCCAUCACUGAAUAUGAUCAUCGGACCCAAUGGCUCUGGUAAAUCGACCUAUGUAUGUGCCGUGUGCUUGGGACUUGCCGGUAAACCUGAGUAUAUCGGAAGGAGUAAGCAAGUAGAAGACUUCAUUAAAAAUGGACAAGACACUUCAAAGAUUGAAAUUGUUUUGAAAGAUGAUCCCAAUAUCGAUAUUGAAUUCCUGGGCUCUUCAUUCCAUAGAAUACGAAAUAAUGGCAACUACAAGGGCUUAUUAACCAUCACCAGGAAUUUAGAAAAAAGAACUAAGAUAGGUAGAAACCUUGAAAAGCGUAGAACGCAAGAAUACAGCAUUAAUGGAUUACCGACAACUGAAAGUAACGUACGAAACUUAGUUAGCAAGUUCCAUAUCCAAUUGGACAACCUAUGCCAGUUUUUAUCACAGGAACGAGUAGAGGAAUUUGCUAAGCUUCGACCUGAAAAGCUACUGGAUGAAACCAUACGUGCCAUUGAUUCUGAACUAUUAUCAAUGUUUGAAGUGCUAAAAAAGCUACAAUUACAGGAAAUAGAAAUGUCAAAUGAAAUACAAACCAAUACAGACAGCUUGAAAAAGCUCAAGACAGAUGAGGAGAACUUUCAACAAGAAGUUCAACUAUUAAAUGAGUACCAAGAGACACUGGAUACAUUAGAUAAGCAUAAGAAAUUAUUGCCUUACCUUAAGAUUCAAGACCAUCGAGAAAAACUGUUAACAUAUAAAAGGCAAGUAGAAGGUGCAAAGAAGCAGUUACAAGAGUUUCAGAAGGAGAGAGAACCCUAUAUGCAGGUACUAGCAAGUCUAAAUGAGUCUGAUGCUCAACUUAAUAUAGAAAAAGAAAAUAUCGAAGAAAAGAAAGUAUCGACAAAAAGGAAACUAGAAAAGACAGUGUCAAAAUUGAAUGCUUUACGAGAAGAGAUUGAAAAGAAAAACUUACAAAUCGAAUACUAUAAAGGAAGAUCAAAUAAGCUGAAAAUAAAGAUCGAAACAAAGAAGGAAGAUAUAGAUAAUAUCAAACGUAAAAUUUCUGAUAUCGAAACUCCUGAGGAAUCUGAAGUUACAGAACUUGAAAGAAAGAGGAAUGAUUUGAUAGAACGCGAAAGUCAGGUAAACUCUGAAAUUGAUGAAGUAGAUACCCAAAUGUCAACGCAAAAUCAUAACUUGGCCAUCCUUGAGAGAAAAAUGGUGGACAAAAAGUCAUCUCUAACCAGCACAGAUAAUAUUCACUUACUUGACCAAUUGAAUGACAGGGACCUAAAAAGAGCUGUUUUGUUCUUGAGGAAAAAUAACGAAGCCAGAAAAGUAGUACUUGAACCACCUGUAUUAACAGUUUCAGUUACACAUAAAGAUUUUGCUCCUUAUCUAGCGCAAUGCAUUGAUUAUAACACAAGCAAGGCGUUCACACUAAUUAAUGAACAAGCUUACAAUACGUAUGGGAAAGAAAUUCUCAAGCACUUCACAGCCAAUACCAGACAAUUGACAGGAAGAACUAAUUCUCCACCUGUUUCAAGGGAGAGAUUAAGACAAUUAGGUUUUGAAGGAUAUCUUUCAGAUUUUGUUAAAGGUGACAGUAAUGUUAUCAAAAUGCUGUGUGAAUUUCAAGGAAUUGAUCAAAUACCAGUUUCAAGAAAGAAAUUUAGCGCUGAACAAUUAGAAGCACUGAUUAAACCACAAUCUAACAACCAACCGUUAUUCAGAAAAUUCAUUCAUGGAACAAACAUGUUAAAUGUUCGUUAUUCAAACAUGACUAAGCAAAUGUAUUCGGUUGAAAUAGUGGUGAAACCGACCAAUCUUUAUCAGGGUUACGUUUUGAGUAGUGAUGAGAAACAGAGGAUCAAUAAUGAAAUGAAUGACUUAAAAAAACAGAUAGAGGGAAUAAAAAAUACCAUGAAUCAAUCAGCGGGUAAAAAGGCCCAAUUAAAGAUGCAACUGAAUGAAAUUUCGACAGCAAUGAAUGAUAUCAAUAAAAAGUCGAGGUAUAUUUCUAAUCUUAAAAGACAGAGAUCUCAAUAUGAAGAGCAAUUGCGAUUUGAGAAAGAGAAAUUAGAAGAAUAUAAAAAAGACAUCCGAAAAGAUACUGCACCCAAAAUCCAGCAAAUAGAGAAGUUGAUAGGAGAGUCUUUAAAGUCUGAAAUCGAUUGUACCAUCGAACUUGAAAAUAUUGGAAGAUCAUUGAGACACAUACAAAUAAAAAACUUGCAAGCAGAUAUAGCAAUUUUUGAACAUAACAAUAAAAAAACUGUCGUAAAGAGCUUUUUACAAUCUUUUGAGGAAAAGAAAAAUGAACUGAGGGCAAAGUAUGAUGAGCUCAAGAACAAAUAUAAAGAAUUGAGAGAUACAGAGGAAUACCGACAAUGGAGACGGGAUAUCGAUGCAUAUAACCAGGAAACAAAACAAGUUUUGAAUGAUUUAGCAGAAAAAUAUAGGGAUGAAGAUAAAUUUAAUCUAAUUUAUGUUGAGCAAAUUGUAAAUAAACUAGAAUCCAAGAUUCAGUUAUCCAAUCAUGAUAGAUCGGCAGUGGCACUUUUAGAACAAACGAAAGCAAAAAUAGCUGACUUAGAAGAUAAGUUACCAACCCAAGUAAGAAAAUGUAAUACAAUCAGGAAAGAAAUGAGUGAUAAGCAGAAGGUUCUAGAACCGAGACUUGAGUCAAUAGUCAGUGGAAUAGGCAGAAAAUUCUCUGAAUUAUUCAAAGAUGUUGGAACAGCCGGUGGUGUAACAUUGAACAGGAAAUCUAAACUGUUUAGUGACUGGAAGUUAGAGAUAAUGGUUCAAUUUCGAGAUGAGGGUAAACUAAGUGGUUUAGAUAGCCACACACAGUCAGGUGGUGAAAGAGCUGUAUCGACAGUGCUUUAUAUGAUUGCAUUACAAAAAUUUACACAGGCUCCGUUCAGAGUAGUGGAUGAAAUCAAUCAGGGUAUGGACACCAAUUUUGAGAGACUAGUUCACAAAGCCAUGGUCCAAAAUGCUUGUGAAGAAGGAACAUCUCAGUAUUUUUUAAUUACACCAAAAUUGUUGACUGGAUUGAACUACCAUGAAAAGAUGAGGAUCCAUUGUGUCAUGGCAGGUUCUCACAUUCCUAAUCCUUCUGAGGAUAUUCACAUGGCACAUCUCGGUGAGGUGUCUAACUAUGAUAUAUAA
This is a messenger RNA of Nakaseomyces glabratus, 3318 nucleotides long. It is a transcript of the gene SMC5, whose product is annotated as DNA repair ATPase SMC5. The record is from RefSeq and is a predicted model, not a curated record. Gene Ontology annotation, molecular function: ATP binding; ATP hydrolysis activity; single-stranded DNA binding. Gene Ontology annotation, biological process: double-strand break repair via homologous recombination. NCBI's taxonomy places the organism in Eukaryota, Fungi, Ascomycota, Saccharomycetes, Saccharomycetales, Saccharomycetaceae. Gene Ontology annotation, cellular component: Smc5-Smc6 complex; nucleus.